This is a messenger RNA of Acanthocheilonema viteae, 993 nucleotides long. The record is from the annotation of a GenBank genome assembly. Lineage: Eukaryota; Metazoa; Nematoda; Chromadorea; Rhabditida; Onchocercidae.
AUGGCUUCAGAUGCAAAUCACAUUUACAUUGGUCGAUUUCAUCUCGAGCUGUGCAUUCCCAAUUGCAGUGGUGGCAAUGUUGGAUUAAAUCCAAAAAUUGAUAAUAUGUUGCCUGCGUAUCGUGCCUCGAAAUAUCCUUUAAUUUUGGUCAGCGAUAGUGGAAUUUAUAUGCGUGAGGACGCGCUGAUGGAUAUGGUAAAUACUAUGAAGAAUGAUGUAGCACUAGUUACACAGAUGCCUUUUUGCGCUGAUAGACCAGGUUUCGGAGCCAACCUUGAGCAGAUAUAUUUUGGUACGGCGCAUGCACGUAUCUACUUAGCUGGUAAUUGUUUACGUUUUAUUUGUUCCACGGGAAUGUCAUCACUAAUGAGAAAAUGCGCUCUGGAGGAUGCUGGUGGUAUGGAAAACUUCGGUGAUUAUCUUGCUGAGGAUUACUUCUUCGGUGUUGCAUUUGCUGAAAGGCAUGUAUUUUUCAGUAAUUUUGAUUUUGGGGAUCGUACCACAAUGCUACCAAAAGGAUGGAAAAUUGCGAUUUCUGGUCUACCUGCAAUGCAAAACACAGCAAGACCCGACCCAAAUACUUUUCAUGAACGCAUAUGCAGGUGGAUAAAAUUACGUAUAGCAAUGUUGCCUCAUACGAUAAUAUUGGAACCUUUGCAAGAUUGUUUUUUAUCGGGCAUACUCGGAUGUUGUGCUGUUUUGAUUCUUCUCCCUUCCUCACCAACUUCUGUUUUCUAUUACUUUAUUUUUCACCUCAUUUACUGGAUCUCUUGCGACUACACUUUGAUCCACCUUGUUCAGAAUGGACCACUGCCAUUUUCUUUUGCACAGUUCCUGUUUAUUUGGCUAUACCGUGAAAUACUGUCUUUUCCAACUUGGUUUUGUGCGCUGCUAAAUCCAAAUAUCAAAUGGCGAAAAGGCAAUUUUCGGCUUCGUUGGGGUGGACGUAUCGCGUCACCACCACGUUCACCCAGAAAAAUGAAUAGUCGUUGA